GUGAUCGUAGCUGGUGAGAAACGAGAGCAGCUUGACGAAGCCAUCCAAAAGAUCAAUGAGGAAACUCCUUCUGCUAAAAUCCAGUCAUUGGUGGUCGAUUUUGCAUCACUCCAAUCCGUCAGGCACGCAGCGGCCGAAAUCAAUGCCUAUCCUGAAGAUAUUGAUGUGCUUAUUAACAACGCUAAUAUGAAGGGCUGUCCAUAUCGCACUACCGAGGACGGAUUUGAAGCACUAUAUGGUACCAACUAUGUUAGACCCUUCCUCUUCACCAAUUUGAUCGUGCCUAAGAUUCUUGCUUCCAAGGCUCCGCGUAUUGUCAGUGUUUCUAGUAUUGGCCAUUUUCUUUCAGCUAUCCGUUUCGACGAUCUUUUCUUCGACAAAGGCAACAGAUACACCGAAUGGAUCGCAUACGCUCAAUCCCAGACUGCCAAAAUUUUGUUUGCCUGUGAGCUGAGCAAGCGCUACAAAAGCAAAGGACUUGCGGCCUUUAGUCUCCAUCCUGGUGUGAUCAAGAAACCUGCAUGUGCCAUUACACCUGAAGAUUCCGCUGGACCAGUAAAGGAUCACCAUGGCGAUGUGGUCGAUUUUAGUGGGGUGGCAUUCAAGACCCUUAGUCAAGGAACGUCAACUCUACUGGUUGCUGCCUUUGAUCCAACUAUUGCUUCGGAGUCUGGAUCAUACCUGGUGGACUGUCAAAUCGCCAUGGAUCAAGUCAAUCCUUGGGCCACAGAUGAUACGCAAGCCGAAAAACUGUGGAAAUUGACUGAGAAAUUGGUUGGACAACGCUUUGACUGACAAAGUACUUCAAUCCAAAUACUCUAAGCUGUACAAACAGAAUUUUUUUUAUGCCAGCACGUUUAAUUAUAAAAAAUCUGAUGAAUUCCUCUCCACCUCAUUUUUUUUGACCUGGAGUGGCAAUCAGAUUCCAACUCCCUUG
This is a messenger RNA of Umbelopsis ramanniana AG, 937 nucleotides long. RefSeq lists its product as uncharacterized. The coding region runs from base 187 to 795 and encodes 202 amino acids. The transcript has a single exon. The record is from RefSeq and is a predicted model, not a curated record. NCBI's taxonomy places the organism in Eukaryota, Fungi, Mucoromycota, Umbelopsidomycetes, Umbelopsidales, Umbelopsidaceae.